Molecule: messenger RNA, 654 nt
Organism: Oppiella nova
Lineage: Eukaryota; Metazoa; Arthropoda; Arachnida; Sarcoptiformes; Oppiidae
Source: the annotation of a GenBank genome assembly
AUGGACGCCGACGGGGUGGCCGUCAGCGCCGACUUCUACCUCCGACUCGCCGGCGAUGGCAACCGAAUGAUGCAAAAGCAGAUACCCGCUUGCAAUAUGUUUACUUAUUUCUUAUUCAAUGCAACACAAUGGGAGACUGAAGAUCGCAACCAUUUGGAGACAAUAGAAGAGCCGACCGAUAGACAAGAGAUGCCGUUGUAUUGGAGGCACAGGAGGGCGGAGACACCAGAACUGGAGGAAGAGGAUGACAGAGAAGGCAGUGGUUAUUGUGAACCCAUUGCCAGCACUAGUAGUUCUGGUGAUGAUAGUGUCGGCAAUGAGCGCCCAUUUGUGUGUUUAUAUCCCGAUUGUGGCAAACGAUUCACCCGUAAGUCAACUCUCAAUCGACACAAACGCCUGCAUUCGGGAGAAAAGCCAUUCAAAUGUGAUUACAGUGAUUGCGGUCAAUGUUUCGCACCAAAAAAUAUUUUAAAUCGACAUAAAAGUGUCGUUCAUUUGAAUGAAAAGAGAUUUCAAUUCGAUUAUAAGGGAUGUGGUCAGAGGUUUGAGAAGGAUAUGCAUUUAAAUCGUCACAAACGGGUCCACUCGGGAGAGAAGCCGUUUGUCUGCGAUGCAUGGAUUGUGACAAACGAUUCUCACAGAAAACCAAUUUAA